Messenger RNA from Arabis nemorensis, 330 nucleotides. Lineage: Eukaryota; Viridiplantae; Streptophyta; Magnoliopsida; Brassicales; Brassicaceae. The record is from the annotation of a GenBank genome assembly.
AUGGAAGAACUCACAGCAAAUCAAGUCAAGAGUCAUCUCCAGAGUUAUAGGAUCACCAAACAGAAAGAAGCCAUACAAGACGAGAGGCGAAAGAAUAUGAUAAGGCGAGAGAAUAUGUGGGAAUGCAUCCAAAAUCAACAAAGGCUCAUGCAACAUGGAAAAAUAAUCGAAUUUGGAGAAUCAAGUAACAAGACUAAAGAAGUAUCCUACAAAUCUCUCUCUCAAUCUUCAAGUACUGGACUCAAUGAAACUAGAAAUGGUGAAGGGAGCUCGGAUGGUAACAAUGAUGAGACUUUGUCCCUUGAGCUCACCCUUGGUAUCAAGUACUAA